Messenger RNA from Arabidopsis lyrata subsp. lyrata, 2521 nucleotides. Its product is annotated as probable pectinesterase/pectinesterase inhibitor 54. Gene Ontology annotation, biological process: cell wall modification. The record is from RefSeq and is a predicted model, not a curated record. The coding region runs from base 747 to 2363 and encodes 538 amino acids. Gene Ontology annotation, molecular function: pectinesterase inhibitor activity; pectinesterase activity. Lineage: Eukaryota; Viridiplantae; Streptophyta; Magnoliopsida; Brassicales; Brassicaceae. The transcript has 3 exons.
GUCAAAGGGUUUGAGACUUUUGUGGCAAACCUUAUCAAGUGUAGAAGCUUUUAAAAAUAGUUGGGCAACCAAAAGACAAGAGAACUAUACCAAAUUUCAGAUAAGGAACUAUAGUGUGGUGGUCCAUCGUAUUAGCAGUUGUUAUGUCACUCUGCCGUAUGAUAAAAUAAUUUGACUUAUUUUUGCAGAGUUGUUGUAGUAAACUAAUGUUACAUUAUCUUCUUACCAAUUAGAACUGAUUGUUUUUUUUUGUCUCCACCUGGUUUGUUUACCCACACAGAAAGUAGCUAAGGCUUUAAUAUGUUGUCCAAGUUAACUAAUAGAGUUAUGUUACCGUAUUAAAUGUUCUGUUUUGGCAUUAGUGGAUAUAUAGUUUAAGUGAUUGGAUUUUGAUAACUAAAAUGUUGGGUAUGAUCGAGCGAGUAUUUGAGAUACAGUAUAUAUAGUUCGGAUCAAGUUGUCCAACAAAUAAAUAUGAUUGAUCCCAAAUAAAAAGGAGAAAAAAAAAAAAAAAAGUGAGUGUUAAUGAUCCCAUCGAAGCCACUCAAGUCUCAAUCUACUCUAUGAAAAAAAUGGUAGACCGCUAAACCAACUCACCAAACACUCACCUCAUCAGCUCAAAGUAACUUCUUCAUCCCCUCCUCUCUAUAAAUCAAUGAUAAUCUCUAGUUUGGAUAUUAUCAACUUUCCCACAUAAAGUAACCAAGAAUAUAAACAGAGGAUAACCAACUUUUUGUUUUAAAGAAAUGGGUAUUAUAGAUAUGGUUUUUUUUUGGGUGUUAUUGGUCAAUGCCCUUCUCAUUGUUAAUGCCUCUUCAAGAAAUUUGCCAUUUGCUUACCAAAAUGAACUUCAAAGGCAUUGUAGCUCCACAAAGUACACUUCACUUUGUGUCCAAAACUUACGAGAGUUUCGACAUGGAUCUCUUGACGGUCUCGACUUUGUGUCAGUUCUUGUUAACAAGACUAUCUCUGACUCCAAUCUGCUAAUUCCUCCUCUCUCCUCUUCGAUGGGUUCCUCCGAACUAGUUUCUCUGGAAGAUUCCACUUAUACUUUGCCUUCACCUUCGGUCUCAGAUUCUUGUGAACGGCUCAUGAAAAUGUCCACAAGACGACUUAGGCAAGCCAUGGAAGCUCUCAAUGGCUCAUCGAGAAAGCGUCACACCAAACACGACGUCCAAACAUGGCUCUCCGCCGCCAUUACUUUCCAACAAGCUUGCAAAGACUCCAUCCUUGACUACCGUGAAACCUCCCCCUCCGCUGCCAUCAGCCACAUAAAACAAAAGAUGGAUCACCUCUCUCGGCUCGUCAGCAACUCCUUGGCCCUUGUCGACACAAUCAUGCAGAAUCCAAAGCCAAAGACAAAGUCAACUGGUCUUCCCCGAUGGGUCACUGCCGGAGAAAGGAGACUUCUGGCAGGUAGAGCAAGAGCACACGUGGUAGUCGCCAAAGACGGAUCCGGAGAUUACCGGACCGUGAUGGAGGCUGUCACGGCUGCCCACGCAAAUGGCAGGUUCAUAAUUUACGUGAAAAGAGGGGUUUACAAAGAGAAAGUAAGAAUCCAUAAACAUGAGAUUACUUUGAUCGGAGAAGGCAAAGACGAGACGGUGAUUGUUGGCGAUGAUAGUGCCACCGGAGGAACUUCUGUCCCGGACACCGCUACAAUGACGGUUACGGGUGACGGAUUCAUCGCACGAGAUAUCGGAAUCAAGAACACUGCAGGACCUGGAGGACAUCAAGCCAUAGCAUUAAGUAUCACAUCAGACCAAUCAGUGUUAUACCGAUGUAGCAUCUCUGGUUAUCAAGACACACUUUACGCAGCUGCCUUGCGUCAGUUCUAUAGAGAAUGUGAUAUAUAUGGAACAAUAGAUUUCAUAUUUGGAAACGCAGCUGCGGUUUUUCAAAGCUGCAACAUAUUCUUGCGUCGCCCUCAUGGUGUCAAGGCCUAUAAUGUUAUUCUCGCUAACGGGAGGACGGACCAACUUCAGAAUACCGGAUUUGCACUUCAUAGUUGUAGGAUCCGGACGGAUUCAGAUCUUUCGCCGGUGAAACAUAUGUAUAGCUCUUACUUAGGACGGCCCUGGAGAAAGUAUUCGAGGUCUAUAGUGAUGGAAUCGUAUAUUGACGACGCGAUAGCGGAAGAAGGAUGGGCCGGGUGGUUAGACUCCGGAGACGAAGUACUAAAGACAUUGUACUUUGGAGAGUUUAAGAAUUAUGGUCCUAAAGCUAGGGUUUCCAAGAGAGUGACGUGGGAAGGGUUUCACUUGAUUGGGUUUGAAGACGCAAGUUAUUUUAGCGUUGGUAAAUUUCUUAAUGGAGUUUCUUGGUUGCCCUCUACGGGAAUUAGUUUCACUUCUGGGAUUUAGUGAAAAAAAGUAAAGAAAAGAAAAGGAGAAGACGUCACUAAUGGUUUUAAGUAUAAGAUUAAGAUUAAGAUACAAUACAGAGAUUAGAAUCGAAUGUAAAUUCAGUGUGAUAUGGUCAUGACUAUAUAUGAAAUUAAAUGUAAGACUUUUUUUUUCCU